Messenger RNA from Recurvomyces mirabilis, 513 nucleotides. RefSeq lists its product as uncharacterized. Lineage: Eukaryota; Fungi; Ascomycota; Dothideomycetes; Mycosphaerellales; Teratosphaeriaceae. Bases 1 to 513 code for a protein of 170 amino acids. The record is from RefSeq and is a predicted model, not a curated record. The transcript has 3 exons.
AUGGCGGAUGUACCAGCUACCAUACCAGUACCACAAGAUGGCUGGAAGAUCGAAGGCGUCAGAGUCAUCCCAGGUGAUCAACUCGAUGGCAACACCCCACAAACUCCAGGCAUGGAUCGUAAAGCAGCUGUCAACUUCGCCCGAGUCGGUGCCCAGAAGUUAUGGGCAGGCACAGUACACAUCCACCCUGACGCGAAGACUGGAGUUCAUCACCAUGGCCACCUUGAGUCCGUGAUCUACGUUCUGAAAGGGAAGGCACGUAUGCGAUGGGGUGAGAAGCUCGAGUUCACGGCUGAGGCUGGACCUGGCGAUUUCAUCUACGUACCGCCUUAUGUACCACACCAAGAGAUCAACGCCUCAGCGGACGAGAAGCUCGAAUGUGUGCUAAUGCGAAGUGACAGCGAGGCUGUUGCUGUGAAUUUGCCUGAUGUUGAGCCGAUCGAGAAGCCAGAGACGGUGCAUUGGGUCGACCCAACACACCCUCAUCCUCAUGGGCAUGAUCAUAGUCACUGA